GUAAUUAAAUGUCUCUGUAGACUCUUUUUAAAAUGAAGCUUUGCAAAGAACUGCUAUUAUCCUGGCUUUAAACCACAUUGUCCUCUAUCUAUUGCCCAACCUGCCAGAUUAAAUGACACACACUGGCUGCCUGGAACAAUCACCUCGAGUCUGAUACUCAGUAUAACAAACAAAGACAAGCUUUAUUAACCUUCAGACGUGUGAUAGGUGUGAAGGUCGUGGUGCAGGUGGGAACAGCCUCUUCACCAAUCCUGUUACACACCAAAGGGUGCAGGCUCCUUCCUUCCAACCGCAGCAUCUCACGAGCAAAGGAGAUGGUGAAGGAUCUGGAGUGUCAGUCCAGUGAAGGGUGGCUGAGGGAGCUGAGGGUGUUUAGUCUGGAGAAAAGGAGGCUCAGGGGGGACCUUCUCACUCUCUACAACCCCCUGACAGCCAGGGAAGGUCAGGGACGAGAGGCCACAGCCUCAAGCUGCACCAGGGGAGCUUUAGGCUGGAAUCACAAAGAAUUUCUUCACUGAAAGGGUGGUCAGGCAAUAGGACUAUACAGAGAAGUCCCCAUCCCUGGAGGUGUUCAAUAAACUGAAUAUGGCACUUGGUGCUAUAGUUUAGUUGACAAGGUGGAGAUUUACCACUUGAUGAUCUUGGAGAUUUUUUUUCCAAACAAAACAAUUCUGGGCGUUCUGUAGUCCUUGCAAUUAGAUCCACAAAAUGAUCCAGGCACUGAAAUCUAGCGCUGGGAUCAUCAAACCUUCUAAUCCCACGGGCAACUAAAACCCAGAGACGUCCAAAUUCUUGGCAACAGCUUCCCAGAGCCUAAAACUAUUGCUUCAGAGCAGCCCGGGGCAGGCUGGCCGCAGUCCCGCACACCAGGCUGGGAUGCAGGACGGAGCGACAGGGACCCGCUGCUGUUCCCUGGGCAGGGGAAGAAGAAAAGGCAGGAGUGAGACGAAGAAGAAAAGGCAGGAAUGAGACGAAGAAGAAAAGACAGGAAUGAGGUGGCUAGCGCUUCCCUCUCCUUUAUUUGUCACAGCUUAUUUGUCACAGCUCAGCAGCGAGCGCGGCGCUCCCCUCCCUGCCCAUCGCUCCGGACGGGAGCAUCGCCCCGGACCAGCUGGAACUCGGAAAGAGCCCCGCUCGUCUGUCCCGGGACAGAAGAGACACCUGUGGCAAAGCCAGGCCCUGGCCCGUCCCAGGAAGUGACGGCAGCCCUGUCCCCCCCGGCACACCUGACUCACCUGGGCGGGCGCUCGGGCUGCGCUGCGCUGCCGGGCGGUGUCCGGGCACGGCGCUGGCCAUGGCGAGGGACGGCGGCUCCCCCUGGGCCAUGGGGCUGCUCAAGACCUUCGAGGAGAGCGAGUUCAGCAGCUGGGAGAAGAUCGGCUCGGGAGGGUUCGGCCAGGUGUAUAAGGUGCGGCACCUUCACUGGAAGACCUGGCUCGCCAUCAAGUGUUCGCCCAGCCUGCAUGUGGAUGAGAAGGAGCGCAUGGAGCUACUGGAAGAAGCCAGGAAGAUGGAAAUGGCAAAGUUUCGCUACAUCCUCCCUGUUUAUGGCAUCUGCAAAGAGCCAGUGGGCUUGGUCAUGGAGUACAUGGAAACAGGGUCCCUGGAAAAGCUCCUGGCAUCCGAGCCCCUGCCCUGGGAAUUGCGCUUCCGCAUCAUCCACGAGACAGCCGUGGGGAUGAACUUCCUGCACUGCAUGUCCCCCCCUCUGCUCCACCUGGACCUCAAGCCUGCAAACAUCCUGCUGGAUGCCCACUACCACGUCAAGAUUUCUGACUUUGGGCUUGCAAAGUGCAAUGGCUUGUCCCAUUCCCAUGACAUCAGCAUGGAUGGCUUGUGUGGCACCAUUGCCUAUCUUCCCCCAGAGCGCAUCAAGGAGAAAAACAGGUGUUUUGACACCAAGCAUGAUGUGUACAGCUUUUCCAUCGUGGUUUGGGGAGUUCUUACACAGAAGAAGCCUUUUGCAGAGGAAAACAACAUUUUACAUAUUAUGGUAAAAGUAGUUAAAGGCCACCGCCCAGAACUACCUGCUGUUUCCAAAUCCAGACCUCAGUCAUGUAAUAACUUGAUCAAACUAAUGCAAAAAUGUUGGCAAGAUGAUCCUGGUGAACGGCCAACAUUUCAAGAAAUCACUUCACAAACAGAGGCCCUUUGUGAAAAACCAGAAGAUGAAACAAAAGAGAUGAUUACUCAGGACCUGGACAGCAAGAAUGCCCCAGAGCAACAGCCUGAGGGGAUUUGUGCACUGUCCCAGAAGAAACAGGAGCCUGCUCUACCAUCAGUGAAGGAUUACAGUCUCUCAGAGUUGCUGUCCCAGUUGGAUUCAGGGAUUUCACAGACUAUGGAAGGCCCUGAGGACCUCAGCCGCAGCUCUUCUGAGUCCAAACUCGCCUCCAGUGACAAGCGGCUUUCAGGAGUUUCAUCUGUGGAUUCAGCUUUUUCAUCCAGAGGAUCCCUUUCCCUCUCCUUUGAAAGGGAGAGUUCAGAUAUUGGUACUACAGACAUACAGAAGAGGAAGCUAACGGAGGCAAUUUUAUCUGGAGAUACCAGCAAGCUGAUGAAGAUCCUCCAGCCUCAGGAUGUUGAUAUUGUUUUAGAUGGGAACUCCAGUCUUCUGCACUUGGCUGUUGAAGCAGGGCAAGAGGAAUGUGUGAAAUGGCUCCUGCUGUACAAUGCUAACCCCAACCUCACCAACAAGAAAGGGUCCACCCCUCUUCACAUAGCCAUCGAGAAGAAAUUCAAAAGCAUCGUGGAGCUGAUCAUGGCCAGGAAAAUCAACGUCAACGCCAAAGACGAGGACCAGUGGACCGCUCUUCACUUUGCUGCCCAGAACGGGGAUGACUUCAGCACCAAAAUGCUGCUCGACAAGAACGCGUCCUUGAACGAGGUGGAUUUUGAGGGCAGAGCCCCCAUCCACAUAGCCUGCCAGUACGGCCAGGAGAACAUCGUGCGCAUCCUGCUGCGCAGAGGCGUCAACGUCAACAUCAAGGGCAAGGACGACUGGGUGCCCCUCCACUACGCCGCCUGGCAGGGCCACCUCCCCAUCGUCAAGCUGCUGGCCAAGCAGCGCGGCGCCGACGUCAACGUGCAGACCCUGGACGGGAGGACCUCGCUGCACCUGGCCGCCCAGCGCGGCCACUACCGCGUGGCCCGCCUCCUCAUCGACCUGGAGUCGGACGUCAACGUCAGGAACGGGCUGCUGCAGACCGCCCUGCACAUCGCCGCCGAGACCGGCCACACCAGCACCUCCAGGCUGCUCCUCAAGCACGGCGCGGACAUCGAGGCGGCCACGGCAGAGGGAUACACGGCGCUGCACUUGGCAUCGCGCAGCGGCCACCUGGCCACCACAAAGCUGCUGGUGGAUGAGAGGGCCAGCGUUCUAGCCAGGGGCCCUUCAAACAGGACAGCGUUGCACCUCGCUGCGGAAAACGGGCACUCGGAGGUGGUGGAAGAACUUGUCAGUGCGGAGAACAUCAACGUUUCUGACAGCGAGGGGUUCACGGCACUUCACCUGGCUGCGCGAGGGGGGCACGCCAAGGCCGUGGAGGUUCUCCUGAAGCACGGGGCUCUCACUGACAUGCCCAGAGCCAAGUGCCAGACCCUGCUCCCGCCUGCUCAGCACAGCAGGAAUAGCUCACCCACGGUGUUGUUAAGUGACACUUAAGCACAAGGUGCUGAGUGGUGUUUUUUUACCUGGAGUGAGGAGGCUGCUGGAGUUUGGGGACUUCUCCAGCUGUGCAGGGAUGUGCCCACCAGGGGUGGCAGCUGGUGGACUGAGGUGUGUGAGUGUGACUGAGGCCAGAGCUGGAAUCUGCCCUGGUCUGUGUCAUUCAUUCUGUGCCUGCCCACCUGCCUGGAUCCGGACAUUCCCCUCCCAAGGAUGUUGUAAGAGAAGGAUCUGACUUGUGCGUUCCCCCUGCUUAUUUUUUUUUUCCCUGAUGUGCCAAACUAAUUUAAGAACUAACAUUAUGCUUUUUUUAUUUUCCUCAAAAUAAAAAGAAAAAAAAAAGAUGGCAUCACGGUUCAUUGCAGCAAUUGAUAUUUUGGGCUGAAAGCCUCCAGUGUAGAAUAAGCACAACAGCAGUCUGCUUGAAAUUAAUGCAGGAGUUGAGGAAAUGGCUGUUUAAGGCACAGUUAAUCACGUUUCUGCUGUGUUUUUAAUGGAGACAUUGAUUACAGAUUUCCAUGUACUCAAAAGUUUAUGAGGCAGACUUAAUAACAAGACAGGAUUCCAAAAAACAUAAGCAGAAGUAAAAGUUUAACACUGCUGUCUUCAUGUACAGUGCUGCCUUGUAUGUAUCCUGAGAUCAGUAAACUGGACUAGGUGCUCAGUGGUUUGUCUUAAAUGAGCAAGUCAAGACCUGAAAUGUGUGCUGGACUGGAACUGGAUGGUUUGUUCUAACACCAUUUACCAAUUUGCAAAACACUGUUUGAAGGGGCUGAUGACUGGAACUGAUAUACUGUGUAUAUAGGAUUUCUACCCGUUGUAUGCUUUUUUUUUCUACUGAAGAAAAUAGAUUGCUUAGAGUGGGUAUGUUUUAAUACACCUUUUAAUUUCACUCUUUUCGAAGUACAAA
Catharus ustulatus (Swainson's thrush) is the source of this 4577-nucleotide messenger RNA. RefSeq names its product receptor interacting serine/threonine kinase 4 (gene RIPK4). Gene Ontology annotation, molecular function: protein kinase activity; ATP binding; protein binding. Gene Ontology annotation, biological process: protein phosphorylation. The record is from RefSeq and is a predicted model, not a curated record. Lineage: Eukaryota; Metazoa; Chordata; Aves; Passeriformes; Turdidae. The coding region runs from base 1295 to 3664 and encodes 789 amino acids. The transcript is spliced from 8 exons.